AUGUCCUACAACGACGAUAUCGACGUAUUGAUAGCCAACGUAUCUAUAGUCCCUAAUCCAUCACUCACGCAUACUCCUAUAACUCCCAUGCCACUCACUACUCUUGAAGAAAAUAAGGAUCAAGUUGACUCUCAAAAGAGUCAGAAAAAGAAAAGGCCUUCUCCGAAAAAGAAGGAAAACAAGAAUGCAGCCCCGGAAGAGACCGUACGAUACACGAAACAUUCCAUCUCUACUGGCACAAGAAAUACCUCCUCCCGCCGCUUGGGGAUCUUCCACUAUUCUUCCCACUAUGUGGCCAGAGCCACUCUACUUCUCUCACCACAUGUCACACUGCCUUCGCCCGACUUGUUUCUCUUUCGUUCAAACUCAUGGAGGAUGUCCUCACUGUUAUUGUCACUUUUAAUGUCUGUCACGUUAUUGGACUAA
Messenger RNA from Auanema sp. JU1783, 426 nucleotides. The record is from the annotation of a GenBank genome assembly. Lineage: Eukaryota; Metazoa; Nematoda; Chromadorea; Rhabditida; Rhabditidae.